GAGAGAUAAGCAAAGGAAUUUAGGUGAAAACCAAACCAUAUUGACAGUCCUGAACGAUUUAUCACCAGCAGAACUUAGUGUGUCCGGGGAAAAGGAAUCAGAAAUUAUAUUAUAAGGGAUAGCUGUAACAGAAGAUUAAGUCUAGAUCCGCAUACCGCUAUGGAAUCGAACUCCCAUCAGAAAGUAUCGAUUUGUAACAACACCUGAGUAAGGCAUCUUAAUCCGUCAUCGAUAUCUACCGCAGACAGCCCGUUCAGUGCGGACCUGAGCGAAGACCUCUGAGAUCACACCUGGCUGACAACGCACCUCGUGGCUCAUCACGCCCAAAUCAGGAAACAGUCUGAGACACAGGCUGCCGGAAUAACAGGCCGGGCACGGUAAAUACAGAUUUUGUGAAAGUAGAAAAAAAAAAGAAUUAAAGACAGAGGAUCUUCUUGCAACUUUCUUUUCUGGACUAUGGAUUGGGUACAUAUGAGGAUUGUAUUCCUGCUAUGGUGUAUAACUGUGUCUUAUGGUCGGACAUUUCCCCCACAGUGGUCCAGAUUUCGUGUUGACUCAGUAAGACCAGUACACUAUGGAGAUGCUUAUCCAGAAGAGAAUGAAGGCGUGAACAACCGCUAUCUAAUGGAAGGUGACAUACUGAUGGAUGUGAGACGAAAUGCUGUUCGCGACCACGAUGCUAUUUGGAUGAGCCGAGUUGUACCGUACACUCUGGACGAGUCCUAUUCCCCUGAUGUUCGUCACGAGAUUCACCUCGCAUUAACCGAGUUUGAGAACCUGACUUGUAUUAAGUUUAAGCCUGUGGAAGACGAAGUGGAUUUUAUCAGAAUAACUCCACUGAAAGGAUGUUUCAGUCCGGUUGGCCGUAAAGGCGGCCCCCAGGACGUGUCCAUAGGCACAGGCUGCAACAAUAAAGGCACUAUAAUGCAUGAAAUAAUGCACGCAUUGGGAUUUUGGCAUGAACACAGUCGACCAGAUCGGGAUCAUUAUAUUGAGAUAAUGUGGGAUAACAUAGCUGAAGAUCACAAACACAAUUUCAACAAGUUUGAUUUUGACGAGAUCGAUACUCUUGGGGCGCCCUAUGACUACGGCUCCAUUAUGCACUAUGCCGCCAAUACGUUCGCUGCCGACAGGUCAGUGCCGACUAUAGUACCGAAAUUCCCUACACGAGACGAGCUUGGACAAAGGAAAGGACUAAGUGCUACUGAUGUGUUGAAGAUUCGCAAACUGUACAACUGUAAUAUCUCUCAGUGCCGGGACCCUGGUACACCUCUGAAGGGAUUUCGCCAGGGUAGUAACUUUAGUGUUGGGAGGACCGUGUCCUUCAUCUGCCCUUCACGGUACACGCUAGUUGGCAGUAGAGAACGAUAUUGUAAAGAUUCAGGGGAAUGGACGGGUUACAUUCCUGUAUGUAUACCUGGUAGCAUAUUUUACUGUAACCUUGACCGGGCUGACCUCUGCGGCUGGAAACAAGAGACCAGCGAUGACUUAGACUUUCAGUGGGCACAUUCCAGCACACCCACAGCCGACACCGGUCCUAAGGAAGACCAUACCAUGGGAAGCUCUUUUGGUUCCUAUUUAUUCUUGGAGAGUUCCACGCCAGCUGAAGUUAACCAGAAGGCCCGUUUGAUUUCACCAACACUACAGCCGUUCUCUUCAAGUAUUUGUAUGAGGUUUUAUCAUCACAUGAUGGGCGAUGGUAUCGGCGAUCUCCGUAUCUACAUCCGGGAGAAUGGACACGAGAGCCGAAUACUGACGCUGAGUGGAGAACAAGGCCGAGACUGGCAAUUUGCUGACGUGAGCUUCACACCAACACUCACAUUCGAGGUGAUAUUUGAGGCCGUCCGGGGCAGAACAUUUCGUGGAGACAUCGCGAUCGAUGACAUAAUUCUCUCCCCUUGUGACGUCUUCAACAACUUCACGAAUCUGCUACCCGGUGACUCUCGUACCAAACAGCCCCCCACCGUUCCCGGUGGUUCAAAGCUUCCAGUUUCGCUGUCAUGUGACUUUGACGAGAAUUUGUGUGGUUUCACGCAGAGUACUAGAGACAAUUUUGAUUGGUGGAACCAAAGUGGCCCAACAAUUACAGUUAACACAGGGCCUGAGUGCGACCGUCAACAGUGUGAUCUGGGUAAAUACAUGUAUAUUGAAGCUUCUGCACCGCGAAUCAAGGGUGACAAAGCUGCAAUAAUAUCACCCAGGCUCGAGGGAGGAGGUGUCCGCUGUCUGUCUUUCUACUACCACAUGUAUGGUGAUCAGAUGGGGGAUUUGACUGUACGGGCCCUUAUUGGGGAUCAGAACAUGAAGCUGUGGAGCCAAAGUGGGGAUCAAGGAAAACGCUGGCACGCCGCAGAGCACGAGUUCAGGCCCACCACAGCUUAUCAGAUAUCGUUUGAAGCCACUCGAGGACCCGGAUACAGAAGCGAUAUCGCCAUUGAUGACGUUGAUAUCUCAGAUGGUCCGUGUUUAGGUUCCUCUGGAAUUAGCUGUGACUUUGAGCUUGACUUUUGUGGAUGGACAGACGACACAAAUGACGAUUUUGAUUGGAUACGAAACAGUGGCGCAACCGGAACUCCUGGGACUGGUCCAACUGGGGACCACACAUCGUCUCGAGGCUAUUAUAUCUACAUCGAAACAUCCGCUCCGAGAAUACAAGGCGAACAUGCGAACCUUGCCUCGCCAGUGAUUUUACCUCGGGCUCAGGGGUACUGCUUUAGUUUCUGGUACCAUAUGUACGGUAUGCACAUACAGUCCCUUCGGAUCAAGGUGGUCUCGGAAACUGGUCACACGUCCGAGAUUUGGGAAAUGGAAGGUGAAAAAGGCAACAGAUGGACGAAAGAAGAGCUCAGUAUUAAUUACGCUAUUGCACCAUUUCAAAUCGUGCUUGAAGGAGAGGCAGGCCAUUCGUAUAGAGGCGAUAUAGCCAUUGAUGACAUUUCUCUCAGGCACGGGGCGUGCUAAGUGCGGACGACAGGACCUAUGUCUGUUUCUCGUCUCGCGGUUUUUUCUAGGGUGAUUUGGAAUUUUUAUAAGGUGUUUUUUAUCAAUUUUUGCCAACACAAUAAAACCUCUUCAGGACAGUAUAUAUUUCGAAGAAGAUGUCUUGGAAGUUACCAUGACAACAGCAUUAAGCUUGCUCAAGUUCCGUUGGGUAAAAAUCGAUUUUUUUUUUGUGUAUGUAACUGAGGUUUGUAUAUGUAUGUGUGAAAUCGAAACCAACAAAGAUUGCUCAGUUUUUGUUCAGUAUUUUUGUAGAAGAUUUAUCGGUAAACACCAAAUCCAUUCAGUUUCAAAAAAGCCGGAAACAUAGUAACUAGGCUUUUUAUUUUUCGAAUAGUUCCGUGGCUCUUGCAUGCAUUCUGUAUCAGUUGGUGAUGCCUUGGGGUCAUAGGUAUAGGCAGAUUCACACGGUUAUGUCAGUGAUUGUCUUUCAAGGCUAUCCCCAGAGGUAAUGCUUUGCAACUGCUUAGGUGAUUUUGAGUCAAAAACAAAAAUAGGCCUAUAAGCUGUGCACCGUUAUUGUCAUAUUAUCUUGGAUAUCCAUUGACUACUAAGUGUCACAAAGUGUUCACGGUAGAGGCUCACGUUUAUGAUAACAUUAGCUUUAACUUGCUUUGGAUAAUUUGUGCUCAUAACUGUAUACUGCAGUAAUAAAUAUCUUCAGAAAAUGGCCCAUUUGAUUUGGUGAGGGAAUGAUGUAAGUAUAGAGGCUAAAAUGCCAUAGGUCCCAAUAUGAUAAUCUAACAUCGUAACACCGAUGAAAUAGUGAGACUACUAUCAUUUUUUGGCCAAAAAAAAGAAGAGAGAGAGAGACGCCUAUUGACCCUAUGCUACGAUAUAAGAAAAUUGUACGUAAUGUCAAUAACUAGCAUUAUCCAUCAGUUACACUUGUUUUCCAGCAAUCUCUAUGGCUGUCAUGGUCAUAUAAAUCAGUUAUCCACAUGAUCUUACCUUAAAUUUAAGUUUAAAUAUGUUUAAAUGGACUUUAUGGCCAUUGCAUUCGCGUUUGGAAAAAGAUAAACAAAACUUUAGAGAUACACUAAAAAAAUUAAGCUGCUAAUUUUAACAGAAAAUCUGUUGUCUGAGUGAUGAUAGAAUGUACUCUGUUAUUCCAGCAGAUUGUUCUGUUAAAUAUUACACACAUAAUCAAUUACUUGAGCAUAAAGAUUCUAUCAGACUAAUAGCACAUUGUGUUGAAUAUGACAGAAUAUUAUGUUAUAAUAACAGAAUGCAUUCUAGUACUCAGACAAAAGACUUUCUGCUAAAAUUAACAGAUUAAUUUUUUGAAUGUAUAUUUAAAUCAUUUGGACAUCAUUAAAUGCACCUUAAAACUGCUCUGAGGAUCUGAGACUCUUUCCAUGAUGGAGUGUAUCAGUGCUUUUUAAGGUAUUUUUUUCCGAAUAUAUCAAUUAAUUGCGCUUAUUUAUUGCAUCAAUUUCCAUGUAGUUUAAGUCAGCAUGGGUAAAUAUUUGUGAACAAAUACGAUAAAAAAUGUGAGAUUUAAUACCACUUUUAAGUACCACUUUUAAGUGUUAAAGUUCUAUAAACAGUAGCUGAUACCAUAUGUUUACAUUUACGUGACACUACAAUCCGUAAUUCACUAUAAUUUUAUUUGCUUAAUAUUUUAUGUAUACCAGCGUUUAUCUUAUUCCUUUAACAGCGGAUCUGUGUUUGAUCAAACGUGUAAAUAUUAUAUCAUGCUCUAUGUUGUGUUGUAUGACAUUAAUUUUUUACGAUGUACAUUAUAAUUAACAUUAAUAAUAAUUAUAAUAGUAAUGACAUUGUUACUAUUUUCGUCUUCAAAAGAGACGUACCAUAUUGUCCAGUUUUUUCUUUAUACUUAAUUGUCAAAAUAGUUUAUAUAAUUUGUGAAAAGCAUCAGGAAUAUUAAUAUUUAUUCAUGCCAUGAGUCGUGUAUAUUUUCUUCUAGAUGUCAUGAUUACGCAUGUCAUGGGCUAAAACUAGACAAAAUAACUAUUCGCCCGUAACACCACAAUCACCGAUGAGGUCGCGUGCUCGAUUUCAGGUCUCGUCAGCUUGGCUGGGGCUGUAUGCCAGGAUGUUACGCCGGUAUCUGGCAACUGAUGCAAUCGUUUCAUCUCGGCUCUGUCCGCUUUAUUCCGUUCAUAAAUCUGAUGCUGCUUGAUGGUCAUGGCUCAACCCGGGGGCUUAGGCGAUAUAUUCAUCGUCUUGAAUUAGAUCGUCACGUUGGAUAUAUGAACUGAGAUACAUAUUCUGUUAUCGACAACUUAUAUUGUAGCAUGCUACACGAUUUGAAUAUUGAUUUCACUCAUUCGCCUACAACAUAGCUUGCGUCUUUCCAUCAUCACUGAAAACUGCUUCUCUUUGCAUCAUUCCGUCCUAGUUUCGUACUAUAGAUGCUUUCUUAGUUCUUGGUUGUUUGCUUUAUGCGUCGUUUUGGGAAUUGGCCUUACGAUUAUUGACCUGGUACUUCCUUACUGGUUGACAUCUGGUAUACGAAUGUAUGUUUCGACGCAUAAAAAAAGCAUUGUUCAGUACAGCGUUAACAUCUUUUAGAUAUAUAAACAAAUAAGUAAGUAAAUAAAUCUUAUACCAUUCAUUCACUC
This is a messenger RNA of Liolophura sinensis, 5588 nucleotides long. Its product is annotated as MAM and LDL-receptor class A domain-containing protein 1-like. The transcript has 20 exons. The record is from RefSeq and is a predicted model, not a curated record. The coding region runs from base 457 to 2961 and encodes 834 amino acids. Gene Ontology annotation, molecular function: zinc ion binding; metalloendopeptidase activity. Gene Ontology annotation, cellular component: membrane. Lineage: Eukaryota; Metazoa; Mollusca; Polyplacophora; Chitonida; Chitonidae. Gene Ontology annotation, biological process: proteolysis.